Molecule: messenger RNA, 1452 nt
Organism: Musa acuminata subsp. malaccensis (wild Malaysian banana)
Lineage: Eukaryota; Viridiplantae; Streptophyta; Magnoliopsida; Zingiberales; Musaceae
Product: acyl-CoA-binding domain-containing protein 3
Biological process (GO): fatty acid metabolic process
Cellular component (GO): cytoplasm
Molecular function (GO): fatty-acyl-CoA binding
Source: RefSeq, a predicted model, not a curated record
GUGCUGAAGUGAGUAUGCCCUUACCGCCCUCCAGUCUUUUUCGAGUCUGCCUCCUCCGUUUUCUCAUCGGACAUUGAGACGACGUCGUCUUUCCCCUUUUCGUUUCGAUUUGCCGUGGAGUGGAAGCCAAGAAGGGGAGGAGUUAAGAGGAGACGAUGGAGUUCUACGUCGAGCUCUUCUUGACCGCUCUCAUCUCCGUCAUCAUCGCCUUCCUCAUCGGCAAGAUCGCCGCCGCCGACGACAACGUCGACGACGAAGAUCUAGCCGCCGACAAGCCGGCCCCGCCCCCUCUUUCCGCCGAUUCAGGUCCUCGGCGGAUGGAAUCCACCGCCGCCGCCGCCAUCGCCGAUCUUGGGAUGGGUUUGGGUGCUGCCCAGGAGGAGGAGACGGGGAAGUCGUCCGGUGAUGCUUGUGCAAGCGGCGUUGUCGAAGAUCAAAGACUGGAUGAGGAGAUACUGGAUGGUGGCAAGGCGGCUAGUGGGUUUGACCUACAGAAACAAGAUACUAUUCUUGGAGCGGAUGAAUCCUCGUCCAAGAAAGAGGGCUCUAAAGUGGGGAUCGGAAUAAUUAGUGGCGAUUUGGACGAGGUUGAACCAAAUGUGGGAAAAGAGGUGCGGAAAGUUGUGGAGAUGGGUGGAGAAGAUACCUUACAAAGGGGCGACGCAAGGGCGGUGAGUGAGGAGAGGGGUGGAUCGUUGCUACAGGGGGAGGACGAGUGGGAGGGAAUCGAGAGGAGCGAAUUGGAGAAGUUAUUCGGAGUUGCCACUGAGUUUGUGGGUAGCGAGAAAGGUGGGGAUGCCGUGUCAAAACUGAGCAGUGAGUUACAAAUGCAGUUGUAUGGGCUUCAUAGGGUUGCAACCGAGGGGUCAUGCUACGAGCCACAGCCCAUGGCUUUGAAGGUUACUGCUCGUGCGAAAUGGCAUGCUUGGCAGAGUCUGGGGAACAUGAAUCCAGAUGCUGCCAUGGAAAAGUAUAUCAGUCUUCUUACUAAGAGUAUUCCUGGAUGGAUGGGAGAAAAAUCUGGUGAGGAAGCCAGAGGUCAUGAUGACAAUGAUCCUUCAGUAGUGCAGGUUUCUGGAAUAGGCCAGCACCAUUUAAAGACAUCUUCUUACUGUAAUCCUGAAACUGAAAGUGGAAUAAUGUGAUGACUUCUUGUUCCAUUUGAGGUGUCACGGACACUGUAUAUGCUGGUCGCAUACUUUUCAAGCAAGUUUGGAAGUAAAGGAGGGACUGAGAUGGGUGGUGAGAGCCACUCGGAGAGGUGGCAGUCAGUCCCUUGUAUUGUGUAUGAGGAUACCUUAUUUGAUGCGCAUAUAUGUCCCACCUCUUUCUGUCUGGGCUCUAUAUGGAUCUUGGAUCCCGUACAUCAGUGUCAAGUUGCAUAUAUGUAAUUAUCCUUUCUCAUAAUUAUUUUGUGAUAGUCUUUUGAGAAAAAUAAUUUCCCCCAUCUUC